This is a messenger RNA of Mesocricetus auratus (golden hamster), 2937 nucleotides long. RefSeq names its product cytochrome P450 1A1-like. Lineage: Eukaryota; Metazoa; Chordata; Mammalia; Rodentia; Cricetidae. Bases 91 to 1665 code for a protein of 524 amino acids. The record is from RefSeq and is a predicted model, not a curated record. Gene Ontology annotation, biological process: hormone biosynthetic process; progesterone metabolic process. The transcript has 7 exons. Gene Ontology annotation, molecular function: iron ion binding; heme binding; oxidoreductase activity, acting on paired donors, with incorporation or reduction of molecular oxygen, reduced flavin or flavoprotein as one donor, and incorporation of one atom of oxygen.
GUUCCUUGGAUCUUUCCCUGAUCCACUUUGGGGUAUCCUGAGAGCACACUUUUAGUUCAGCACCUCCUCACAACCAACGCCGUCUAGAUCAUGUCUUCCAUAUAUGGACUUCUAAACUUCAUGUCAGCCACAGAGCUACUCCUGGCCAUCACUGUCUUCUGCCUGGGAUUCUGGGUGGUCAGAGCUUUAAGAACCCAGGUCCCCAAAGGCUUGAAGACUCCACCAGGGCCCUGGGGCUUGCCCAUUCUUGGGCAUGUGCUGACCCUGGGGAAGAACCCACACCUGUCGCUGACAAAGCUGAGUAAGCAGUAUGGGGAUGUACUGCAGAUCCGCAUUGGCUCCACACCUGUGGUGGUGCUGAGUGGCCUGGACACCAUCCGGCAGGCCCUGGUGCGGCAGGGAGAUGACUUCAAGGGCCGGCCAGACUUCUACAGUUUCACACUUAUCACUAAUGGCAAGAGCAUGACCUUCAACCCAGACUGUGGACCAGUGUGGGCUGCCCGGCGGCGCCUGGCCCAGGAUGCCCUGAAAAGUUUCUCUAUAGCCUUAGACCCAGCUUCUGCAUCUUCUUGCUACUUGGAGGAGUACGUGAUCAAGGAGGCUGAUUACCUAAUUAGCAAGUUCCAGAAACUGAUGGCAGAGGUUGGCCACUUUGACCCUGAUAGGUAUUUGGUAGUGUCAGUGACCAAUGUUAUCUGUGCCAUGUGCUUUGGCCAACGUUAUGACCAUGAUGACCAAGAGCUGCUUAGCAUAGUCAAUCUGAGCAAUGAGUUUGGGAAAGUUACCGGCUCUGGGUACCCACCUGACUUCAUCCCUAUCCUCCGCUACCUACCUAACUCUUCCCUGGAUGCCUUCAAGGACUUGAAUAAGAAGUUCUACAGCUUCAUGCAGAAGUCAGUCAAAGAGCACUACAGAACAUUUGAGAAGGGUCACAUCCGGGACAUCACAGACAGCCUCAUUGAGCACUGUCAGGACAAAAGUUUGGACGAGAAUGCCAAUGUCCAGUUGUCCGACGACAGGGUCAUUAAUAUCAUUGUUGACCUCUUUGGAGCUGGGUUUGACACAGUCACAACUGCUAUCUCUUGGAGUCUCAUGUACUUGGUGACAAACCCUGGGGUGCAGAGAAAGAUCCAGGAGGAGCUAGACACAGUGAUUGGCAGGAGUCGAAGGCCCCGGCUUUGUGACAGAUCUCAGCUGCCCUAUCUGGAGGCCUUCAUCCUGGAGACUUUCCGGCAUUCUUCCUUUCUCCCCUUCACCAUCCCCCACAGCACCACAAGAGAUACCAGUCUGUGUGGCUUCUAUAUCCCCAAGGGACAUUGUGUCUUUGUGAACCAGUGGCAGAUUAACCAUAACCAGGAACUGUGGGGUGACCCAAACAAGUUCCGGCCUGAAAGGUUUCUCACCUCCAGUGGCACUCUGGACAAGGUCCUGAGUGGGAAGGUCACUCUCUUUGGUUUGGGCAAGCGGAAGUGCAUUGGGGAGACCAUUGGCCGAUUGGAGGUCUUUCUCUUCCUGGCCAUCUUGCUGCAGCAAAUAGAAUUCACUGUGUCACCAGGGGAGAAGGUGGACAUGACUCCUAUCUAUGGGCUGACUUUAAAGCACGCCCGCUGCGAAUACUUCCAAGCGCAGACACGGUCCUCUGGGCCUCAGCAUCCACAAGCUUAGACUGCCCUGUGUGGUCACCAGAGCAGGGGGCUGUUCCAGGGAUUUAACUUCACUCAGAAACACAGACUCUGGGCUUGUGCUUGCCUCCUGAUUUGGUCUUGCUUCUCCGCAUGCUGAUCACAGACACUGGGCACAGCAGAGACCCACUGGAACAUCAGAGUCUUCCCAAGUUCACCAGCAACUAGGGGGCCUGAAAGGGAAAGGAGGUCCCUGGGCCUCAGAAAACUCCUGCAGAGCUCCCCAGGUGCUCCAGUGGCUGACUAGUUUGAAAAAUGCUUAGAGCAGGUCAUGCCAGGAUCUGUCAGGCUUAGAGGAGCUGUCCAGAAUAGAGGGAGAAGACAUCUUAAAAUACUGCCACAGGCCUGUCCACGUUUGCCAGGCAUUGGUGGUGCACACCUUUAAUUCCAGCACUGGGGAAGCAGACGCAGGCAGAUCUCUGUGAGUUCGAGGCCAGCCUGGUCUACAGAGCGAGUUCCAGAACAGCCUCCAAAACAAUACAGAGAAACCCUGUCUCCAAAAACCAAAAUAAACAUGCUGCCACAGAAGUGCUUCUGCCAUUUACUAGGGCUGGACAGCUUUCCCACAUGGGUCUAGGACGAUGUCUGUGGUGAUCACCUUUAUUUGUCCAGGGUACUCCUGUCCUUGCAAAAGCCCCCGUUCCUGCUCUGGAAGUGCUGUGUCUUGUGUCUAGGAAGAUCCAAGAACAGAGGGACAGACUUUCUGGGCAGUAGGACCAGGUCAAGAGUAAAGGGAUGACUCUUGAGACAAGAGUCUUGUGCAGCUCAGAUUGCCUCUGAGCCUGCUGUGUAUUGAUCGUGAAUUACUUACUUUUUUAAUGCUUUUACUGACAUACCAAGUGCUAGGAUACAGUCAUUGGUCUCUCUUCUUUACUGUAUAAAAUGUUCAUUUAAAAAAUGUUUGUACCAGCUGGGCGGUGGAGAUGCGCACCUUUAAUCCCAGCACUUGGGAGGCAGAGGCAGGCCGAUUUCUCUGAGUUCGAGACCAGCCUGGCCUACAAGAACUAGUUCUAGGACAGGCCUCCAAAGCCACAGAAAAACCCUGACUUGAAAACUCCCCCCCCCCACCGCAAAAAAUAAAUGUUUGUACCUAAGACCUUUUAUUUUGGCCCAUAUUUUGCUUAUGCAUUUGUAUUAGUCAUAUCUUAAGAGUUUAGAUCAAUGCAUUUACUAUUACAGAGAAAACCCUAACUCAAGUAUCCAGAAAUAUAUAGGAACUACCUACCUGAGCUAAAUAAAAUAUUACCUGGAAGUA